GAUGAGAAAAAAACUAACAAAAGCAUAGUUCAUAUCUUUUCAGAGGUAUAUUGAAGGACUCAGGUUGUUCAGAAUUUUUUUUUUUUACUACAACAAUACAGUGGUUGCAGUGUGAUAGAAGAAAGGCAGUUAAACUUAUUGUGUUACUUGUGGCAAAGGGCCAAGCAGGAAGUGACAAGUGAUAUGACAGAAUAAAACUGAACUGUAUCUGCUUGCAAGACAAGUUUGACAAAUUUUAUAAAGACUUGAUAAAAGACAAUGUUCUAACUAUUUUAGCAGUAUGUGGUUUAAGCCAUAUAUGGACUGGAAGGAUGACCCAGCAGCGUUUAGGAUUAACCUAUAGACACCAAGAAGCAUAAUAAGGGACUAUAUAUUACAGAAAUGGAAUGAUACUUAAAAUUGUCAGAAGUUCUUUUCCCUGGAUGCUUUGUACAAAUAGAAGAGAGAGGAGCAUCUUGCCACACAAAAGGGUUGCCAAAGUAACACUGAGAAUAAUGUUAUCAGCUUCCUGUGAUGCCAUGGGAAAGAAAGAACCUACGAAAGAUGGCUCUGCCCUCCUAUAUGGUGCAACCACUAACCAGAUUAAAGAAGAAACUGAAUACAUCAAAAAAAUUCGUUGUACGUUAGAGAAGGUUCGGAAUCAGGUAUUUGGUGAUGACACUAAAUCUCAAGUAACAGUCGAUGCCAAAAUAUGCGAACCAGAAACAAAGAACAUCCAGACCUUCAUAAAUCCUUCCACAGAUGUCAUAGGUUGUGAAAAUCAUGAUAACACCAGUCACUGUAAUCACAGUGACACAAAAGAAAUUAAAUCACAGGAUCACCAACUCUUGGAAAUUCACAAAGAAAACCAGGAGCUAAGAAUUAAGAUUGAAGCCAGUCAAGAAGCAGGGGCCUCAAGUAUAAGAGAUGCUGCACGAAAGCUCUAUGAAAAUUACCAUCGACAGGCAGAAGAACUGAAGAAACUCCAUGAGGAAGAAGCAAAUAGAAUGCAGAGCUGUGCUUCUGAGCAAGAACAAAAGUUAAGGGACUCUGUGGAACAUUUUAACCAAGUGGCAGCAAAAGCACAGGAAAAGCAGAACCGAAUUACUGCACUUGAGAAUCUUGUAGAACGAAUGGAAAAGGAAAAGAAUGAAUUGGAAGGAAAAAAGCAAUAUAUUGAAGAAGAGAUAAAGAGAGGUGCAAUAAAUUCACAACCUGUUGAAGAGAAUCUUAAAAGCUCUAAAAUUCUCAAGAUGGAAGUUUCCACACUUCAAGAAAAAAUCCUACAUCUACAGAAUAUGAUCUCAUCGCAACAAAAAAAACUUCGCAAUGCAAUACACCAGAUUCAACAGUUAAAUGAUGAACUUAAACAACAAGAUGACGUCAUAUGGACUUUGACACAAAGAGUAGAAGUAUUAGAAGCCAAGAACAAAGAACUAAAGAAAAAAGUAGAGGACUGGUCAAAUCAACCCAAGAAAAAGUUUUCCAGAGCUGUUGCCACAAUGACUAUAGGUUCCAGCCUCACUGAGUCCAAGACUCCAUAUGCGAUGUUGAUGGAUCGCCAUGAAAAAAAGUCAUAAGAAUUGCCUCUGGAUUUAAGCCGAAAAAGACCAAGAUGUUCACAACUUAAAAGAAUGGCUAUUAAAGAGGCAUUCUACCUGUGGGUUCAAGCACAGGUUAAUGCUACAAGGGUGCAUGCUUCUGCAUCAUACUCAGUGCCUUAGGCAAAGUCAUUUACAGCAUGAUGUGUUGCUGUCAGUUCAAUUACUCAGUGUCAGGAAUAAGAUCUUAAAUGCUUCCAGAAAAGGAUUGACUAAAACUGAAUUCAAAAUAAAAAGAUACUGACUGAAAUAUACAAAAGACUAUAUUUAUGUGCUUUAUGUUCAUAUUACAGUAUAUUAAUAAAUUCAUAUGAUGGUAAAAUAUUUUGACAUUUCAUGCAUUUUUGAAGAAGUCUUAUAUAACUUAAAGUAAUGAAAUAACAUAAAUGAUGCUUAACAGAGGAAUAUUUGCCUCUGCCUUCCAGUGAAUGCAGUAUCAUAUUGUGCUUGUGUGUUCCACAUGUAAAAUGGCUUGACUUUAGCACUUUGGAUUAUCAAAUGAAGCACCAUAUGGUUCUUAUGAAAGCCGAAUGCAGAAAUUGAUGCAUAUCAUGUUAUUCAGCCAGAAAAAUAGUAUUUGAAUUGCUCAUUUCACCUUCUGUAUGAUUUUUUUUUAAUAAAACAAUAGCUAGAUUAAUUGUACAUACUGUAUGCUGCUCUAAGAAACAAUGUAAUAUUUUAUACGUUGUUUGAUAUCACAGUGAAAUAAAUUUGUGUACUCUCCAA
This is a messenger RNA of Protopterus annectens (West African lungfish), 2306 nucleotides long. It is a transcript of the gene CCDC68, whose product is annotated as coiled-coil domain containing 68. Gene Ontology annotation, biological process: intracellular signal transduction. The transcript is spliced from 12 exons. The record is from RefSeq and is a predicted model, not a curated record. Gene Ontology annotation, cellular component: intracellular anatomical structure. Bases 387 to 1559 code for a protein of 390 amino acids. Lineage: Eukaryota; Metazoa; Chordata; Ceratodontiformes; Protopteridae.